Salmo salar (Atlantic salmon) is the source of this 6016-nucleotide messenger RNA. Lineage: Eukaryota; Metazoa; Chordata; Actinopteri; Salmoniformes; Salmonidae. The record is from RefSeq and is a predicted model, not a curated record.
AUUCCCAACGGACGAGUGGAGCGCUGCUGACCAGAAUAUCUGAACGAAAGACUUGCUGAUUGUUUUCUGUCCUGGAUUUUAACAAAUUCUUCUCUUGUGGAUAAUUGGACCUUGUAGAUUGGUGAAGGAAAAUCAUUGGGAAUAACUUUGGGAAUAACUUUGGGAAUAACUUUGGGAAUUGCAGAAUAAUCUUUAGAACCAUUCAGCCAUUCUUUGUCCUCCUCUUCAGGCCCAUGUGGCGAUUCUUCUAGAGUUGAAUAGCUUCUCUGUGUCGUUCCCAUCGAAAUCCUUCAAUCAAAGGAUAGAUAUAGCAGGGGGGCAGAUAGGUAAGUAAGACAGGGGUGUAAUUGCCCCCUGGGUGAAUCCUAGCGGAGCGAUGCUGGAGAGGAAAAAGAAGAACGGAGUUGUCUCUACCAUCAGCAGCGCCAAUAACAACCAGACCCCUUCCACUAUCCCAAACGCUGUUGAUGCAGCGCGCCGCUUUGCGUUGCUAUUGGAGCGUUGUGCUGCUCCCCUUUCGAGCCCGCUGAGUCUGAUUGGAGGGCUGGGAGUUGGGAUCCCGCCCCUGCAGCGCCACUUAUGCCACGCCUCCCUGCUUCUGGCCCACCUCAAAGCACAGCUCGCCAUCAAUCAGCUCCUUGCUGCAGGAAACAUCGCCAACGCCGUUACCUGCACCAACCCCCCACUACCCUCCCCUCACCCCCAUCCUCCUCUUGCCCUCUUCCUCAACCUCCUCAAAGCGGCAGCCACCACCAAUAACAUGUACCAUCCCCUAUAUAAUCCGUUAGGGGGUCAGUACUCUUCACAAGCCCAGAGAACACCAGCCCAGAUGGGGCGGUAUGGACUCACACAAGCCCAGUCCGGGAUGGACCCUCUGAUGGCCUCACGCCUGGGUCUGGGCCCUUUCUCUGCUGGUGGUUCCUCUGGUUUUUCCAGCCAGGGUGGCAUGAUGUCCUCGAUGGGCUACAACCUGGGGCAGUCUGGGUACAACAUGGGGCACAGAUCAGCCGGGAUGGCCUCGGAGAUGGAGACCUCCAUAGACCACCACAUCCGCUGGGCCAGAGAGGAUGUGAGGCUGCUCAGCCAGAUGGUGCAGCAGAAACAGAACCAGCAGGCCCAAAUGAACGCCAGGAAUCUUCGCCCGAGUCGCGACCCCAGGGACGCGCUUUCGUCUAGGGGAGGGAUGAGUAGCUACACCCCUGGCCUGUCCGGCAGCGACCAGCAGAGCUCCAUGGCCUCCUGGUCUGGCCACCUGACCCAGUCUGCUUCCUCUAAACUCUUCUCCUCCCCCCUCCCUCAGUCGUCCCCUUCCCCCUCCCAGAUGUACCAAAGCCAAGCCUCUGGGUUUGGGGGUGCGGGAGAGCCGGGACCCACCUCAAUGGGUUCUGAGGCACCCAUAAGUGUCUCCGCCUCGUCUGGCACCGCAUGUCCAGCCCGGUACACGUCAGAGUCCGCCAGCAACAUCCUGGCGAGUUUCGGAUUGUCCAACGAGGACCUGGAGCUCCUGAGCCACUAUCCAGACGAUCAGCUGACCCCAGACAACCUUCCCUUCAUCCUCAGAGACAUCUGCAUCCGUAAGGCCAAUAGAAACAUGGAUGUGGACCAUCGGACCCGGGCCGGCGACAGACCCAGCCCAGGGUCGGACCACUUAGUUGUAGGACAGAGCAAAGUUAGCGAUUAUGGAAAUGUAGAUACUACUAAAUACGGCAGUUAUGAUGUUAAUAUUCGAUCCGAUAGUUACGGCGGGCGAGAUCCGCUCCGGAAAGAGUCUCCGAGCGGGCACACCGGGACGCCGUACGGCGGUGUUGGAGGAUCCGUGACUUCGGUCCUUUCUGAGCAACAGCAGAUUUGCAGCGCUGCAGUCCAGAGUUCUCUCUCACUCCCCAAGAAUGACACAGACACUCGUAUCGGUUUUCCUCCGCCUUCCAGCCUAACCCAAAAGACCCUCAAAACUCACGACUUAUCAAAACCGCCACCAAAACCUAUGAACAUCCCUGUCCACGGUGGAGAACAAGGACUCGACCGACUACUCUCAUCUCAGAAUCGAGGCACUGCUCGAGGUCAGGUUCAGUCUCGGUCCGACCUGGUGGUUCUUAGUGGUGGAGUUAGAAGAGAUGUAGAACUCAGGGUUGGAAGUGUCCCGCUCGAGGUUCCUCCUCCACCCUUCAUGUGGCCUCCCUUAUUCCCCAUCAUGGAUCCGUCGGUUCCACCUCCCGGUCACAUUCCGGUGACUGUUCCGCCACCACGGAUGGGUCCACCGCCUCCGAUGUUCCAGCAGAUGAACGUCCCACCCCCAACGUUGAUGAUGCCAACAAGGUUGCCUUCCCCGGCCGUGAUGAGCGAUUACUCCGCAGCUUCUCCCAGAAUCUUUCCUCAUACCUGUUCUCUCUGUAACGUAGAAUGUGCCCUUCUAAAGAACUGGAUUGAGCACCAAAACACCAGCCUUCACAUCGACAACUGCCGGCUGCUCAGGAAAUUGUAUCCUGACUGGAACGGGGAAACUGUAUCAAGCCCUGCUCCCAGUAGAAAUGACAACAACCAUUGUUCCUCCAAACGUCGUCACACAACACACUCCGCCUCCCGUUCUCCGUCCUGGUCUCGCUCUCCUUCUCCUCGCCUCUCUUCCUACCACACCGCUUCCUCUUCCUCCGCUGCUCGCCGACCUCGAUCCAGGGAACGAUCCCGCUCCCGGGAACGUAGACACAGCGCCGCCACACGGCGUUCCCGGUCUCCUGGUUCGCGUCGGGAGCGUGACCCUCCGGCGUCGUCUUCUUCGCACUGGGAUCAGGAACGUCGGCGUUCCCGCUCGCCCCGGACAACCUCUUCAUCGAGGAGGUCGCGCUCUAGGAGCUAUGAGCGGGAGCGUCGGGAGACGAGGAAGAGCAGCCCUUCAGGAGGAGGAGGAGGAGGAGGAGGAGGGAAGAGCAGACAGCCGAAGUCUAGCAGUGCUGAGAGACUGGCCAAGAAACUACUGGAGUCAUCUGCUGGCCUCUCCCUGACUAAGAACACCAGUCUAGAAGUUAUGAUGCAGUCCCUCGCCCCCGCACUCCUGGCAGAGCUCGCCAAAAAGAAAGGCGCCACGUCCGCCAAGGGAGGUGCCAGCAGGAGAGGCCGCUCCCCCCCUCGAAAGACUGAAACGGGAACGUCCAAGGGUGGCAAGGCAGGCACAGGAUCUGGAAGGGCAUCAACCAAGAAAUCCUCCUCACCCUCCAAAUCAUCCUUCAAAUCAUCCAGCUCUGCUUCUUCCAAGACUAAGAAGAAGGGAGCACCAGGAACCUCCGCUCUGUUGAGACUGAAGAAUAUCCCCCAGCACACAGCUCGUGAUGAGGUGAUGAAGGCCGUGGAACCCUUCGGGAAGAUCAACAACGUCAUCCAACUCAAGCCCAUACAGCAGGCGUCCGUGUUGUUUGAGAGGGAGGAGGACGCUAAGAAGCUAGCUAGCUUGAAGAACCUGAUCAUCAAAGGCCAGACCGUCACCGUACUAACGGAGAAAGAUGCUCUGCUGGACGACUCAAAGGAACUGAACCAAACCAACAAGUCUACUGAUGAAAAAAAAGCUUCAGCUGCCAAGUCCCACACCAGCACCACCAAGUCAACCACAACCAAAAUGUUUUCUACAUCCGCAACUAAACCGCAAACUGACGGUCCCAAGGCUCAGCAAACCACGGCUAAAGGGUCUGUCCCCCUCCUUCCACUGAAAAGUACCCUCAUUCCUAAACUGCCUGAUUGUGGAAAUAAUACAUUUGUGAAGAUCGAAGGUUUACCAGUGACUGGCUAUACAGAGGAAGAUGUUCUGGCCCUGGUGAAGCCUUAUGGAUAUAGACCUGGACUCUACAACUGUUUCAUUCUGCCCCACCAGAGAUGGGCCAUAAUCCGUAUGGACGGAGUACAGAAGAGCUUUGUUAUGGUGACAAACUAUACGCAGUCUCCUCCUAAACUACUAGACUGUCCCCUCUCCUUCACGUUGAUCUGCCCUGAUACAGGCCUCGUUCAGGAGGAUGUGUACUCAACGCUGAAGGGCCUCACCACUUCGGACAGGACGUUGAAGGAACGCCUUGUGAUCGUCAGUAACGUCCCCACGGGGACUACGGCAACCCAAGAGGUUCACGACCUCGUCAAACGCUUUGGAUCCUACCUCGAUUCGCUAUCUCUGAUCAACAGGAUUUAUUUUGAGAUGGAGUCGUCCUCGAUAGCGAUGGCAGUAUGUCUUCAUUUCCAGAAGUUCCCCUGUGUAGUUCAGAAGAAACCUCUGAAGUUCAACAUGCUGGUCAAGGUUAAACACCCGGCUCAGCCGCAGCCCCCAGCCAAGAAGACACCUGUCACCAGCACCAAAGCCAAGAAAAAGGCGGUCAAAGGCAAAAAGCCUGUCGCUAAAGGUACGGCAACACCAGUCAAACCUGUUCCUACCGCCGCUACCACCAGUGCCAGUGCUACAGCUACCUCUGCCACUCAGCCUGUGGUUACCGAACAACCGGGAGAUGACGUAAGCGGCGUCCAGUCCAGUGACGUCAUAGCGAUAGACUCCGACGCGACCGCAACAGAACCCAGUCCGGUCGUCAUGGACCCCGAUGACCUGAUGACGACCAACAACGGCCAAAGCCAAACCGUUGCCGUCGCGGCUGUAAAACCGGAUAGCGAGAAUGGAGAAACCAUAGCAACCGCUACCGUUCGCGAUGCUACCGGCAAUGUUGACGCAAAUGAUGUCGUUAAUCCCGUCGACUCUGACACAGUUGCUAGUUCCGUACCAGCACAAACACCGGUAACAUCAGCCUCUGUCCCCGUAGCUCUUCCAGUGUCUGUAAAAGUUGAAGACAAACUGUUAGACUUCACUCCGGUAACUCAGGAGAUCCUGAGGGCCUUGGAGGUAGCAGUGCACCAACGCCGCAUGGAGAAACUAGCUGAGGAACAAAGACAGGACCAGGGAAAGAAGAGCCAGGACAAGCCUCUAUCCGACAAGAAGAGCUCUGUUGCUUGGGAGAAGGAGGAGACCAAGACCCCGGCUGGAGAACUGAACCAGGCCCCAGCUCAACCAGAGAAGAAGACUGGAGAGAAGACAGUGACACCGACACAGACUCAAAAAGAUGGGAGAAAUAGAUCUGCGAUUUCCGACGAGAAAAAAAAGCUCCAACCUGAGAAGUCACAGACCGAUAAAAAGCCUCCAACCACACCAGCGAAGAAGACCACAACACAGACAGAAGGAGCAAAGAAACCACCUUCAGGCUCUGGACAACCAGAGAAGAACCAGGGGAAGACCCAAGGCUAUGGAGGAAGAGGCCGGCGCAGGGACCAUUCUUCCCCAGAAAAGAGAGACUCUUCCAGGCAUAGAAGCAGGCGGGCGGCCUCCGAGGAGGAGCAGGGUCCUCCGACGUCGAGACACGGCGACUCCUCUAGCUCUUCUUCUGGCUGCUGCAGGAGCAACAGACAGGACGGCAGUCCCGCCAAGAAGAAGGGGAGGAAAGAGGUGGAGGAGGAGAGGAGCAAGAGCCACCGUAGUAGAACUAGCCAGUCUUCUAGGAGUGAGUCUAGAGAUAAGGAGGCAGCAGAGAGAAAGGAGAGCAUCAGAUUUAUAAAAGCACACCAUUCAAAUAGUAAUGGUGUUGGCUACGUGGUGGAUGAGUUCACGUCCGACGUCAAUCCCGGUGACACCAACCCAUUCGACCUGGACCAGUUCAACAUGGAUGAGUUCGUCACCGUGGACGAGGUGGAAGGGGAUGAGGCGGACAACACCAACCCACCAGAGCCAUCAUCUUCAUCACCCAAUACCCAAGAUGGCGCCUAUGAAAGGUCGGAACGAUCAUCCAAACGCAAGAGGGAUACCCCAACUUCUACAGCGAAAUAUAGCCAGGAGAAAGAGAGACCCCCGUCCAAAAGCACUCCCACCCCCUCCUCUUCUACCUCUACCCCCCUGGACAGAAGACUCCACGAAAAGCCGCAACAGCCCAAAAAACGCAGGCGGCAAAACCUCAACCACCUGCCACCUCUGGACGCAAGACCAGGUCAUCAGCUGCUGUUGUAG